AUGGACGGAGUGGAACAGUUCAUGGAAUUUGUUAGAGGGCAGUUCCCUACAGACAGCGAGAUACAUUGUCCCUGCCGCAGAUGUCUUAAUCAAACUUUACGGCCUCAGCAUGAAGUGAAUGACCAUAUACACAUCUUUGGAAUGUCACUUUUGUACACUCGUUGGGUUCAUCAUGGAGAGUCUCCAGAUGGCCAGGUUGCUGAGUUCAGAGAGGAGGAGGUGCAGCCUGAUGAAUAUGAUGAUGGUGGAGGGAUACAUUUGGGUGAGGAUGACCAAGAUCAUGACCAAGCUGAUGACCAAGAUGAUGAUCACAGAGUCACAAAGAUGAUAUCAGAUUUGUACAUAGCAGUAGAGGAAGAUGGAGGGACUCCAAGUUUUGCCAAAGUUCUUGCCGAUGGCAAGCGGUCACUUUGCCCGGGAUCAGCGCAUUCUAGAUUCUCCUUUCUAGUGAGACUUCUCUAUAUGAAGUCUCGCUAUCGACUUGGCAAUAACUUUUUUACUGCAUUGUUGAAGUUAUUGUCCGAUGCAUUCCCUCAGUGUCAGUUUCCAAAGUCGAAUGAUGAGGCGAAGAAAUAUCUUCGUGAAUUGGGCAUUGCAUAUGAAUCAAUCCAUGUGUGCAAGAACAAUUGUGUUUUGUUUCGUAAGUCUGAGGUGUUUGACACGGAUUAUGUCAACCUAGAAGCAUGCCCAGUUUGUGAUGAAUCUAGAUGGGAAGGUGGUGAGAGUGGCAGGCGGGUUCCUCAUAAGGUCUUGAGGCACUUUCCACUUAUACCAAGGCUGAAGAGGAUGUUUGCCAUGAAACGAACUGCUGAGGAGGCCCAGUGGCACAAGGUGGGUAGGAAGCCAGUUGCCAAUGAAAUGAGCCAUCCAGCUGAUGGGGAGUCAUGGAAGGACUUUGAUAGGAAGUAUCAAUCUUUUGCAGUGGAUGCAAGGAAGUUGAGGCUUUCCCUAGCUACAGAUGGUUUCAACCCUUUUGGCAACAUGAGCACUCAAUAUAGCAUGUGGCCAGUGCUUGUGACACCUCUGAACCUACCACCAUGGGAAUGUGUCAAUUCAGCCAACUGUUUUAUGUCUUUGCUCAUCCCGGGUCCAUCAUCUCCUGGAAAAGAUUUUGACUUGUUUCUCGAGCCUCUAAUUGAAGAAUUGCUUGCUCUUUGGAAAGGAGUGUCCACUUAUGAUGUUGUUAGCGGGAUGCGUCGGGCAAAUUCAGUAGUAAAGAGGUUCAAGCGGAACUAG
Panicum virgatum (switchgrass) is the source of this 1236-nucleotide messenger RNA. RefSeq lists its product as uncharacterized. Lineage: Eukaryota; Viridiplantae; Streptophyta; Magnoliopsida; Poales; Poaceae. The record is from RefSeq and is a predicted model, not a curated record. The transcript has 2 exons. The coding region runs from base 1 to 1236 and encodes 411 amino acids.